GUUUCCCAACAAUCCCAUUGCAUUUUUACAGCUUAAAUAACAGAAUUACCCACAUCAAGUCAACGCAGCUAUAGAGGUCAAUUUAUGCUCCAGCUACCUGUAAAAUAUGGAUGCCUUAUCUCUCAUCGAUACCUGUGUACCAAGCACCUUUGCAACACCACCGGCCAUAUUUGGCACUGAUAUCCUUUCUAUCGAGGCAACGCCUAUCACAAAUUUCACUCGAAACAUCCACAGUGCUUAUAGAUUUACACAGCCUUCUGUUGAAGCAGAAAACGUCGCUUUCUGCAACGUCACUGUUACAUAUACGCAUCCAGGCGCCGACGACCGAAUAAAUGUUGAGAUCUGGCUGCCUCUCGAUGGAUGGAAUGAGAGGUUUUAUGCCGCUGGCGGUGGGGGAUUUGCUGCUGGUCGGUUCUUCCUCUCAUAUGCUACCAUGGCUGGUGCUCUUGCAGAGGGCUACGCCACAAGCACGACAGAUGCAGGGCUUGGACUUGAUGCAGAUCCAGAGGAUAUGAGUUCUUGGGCUCUUCUCAGCCCCGGACAGGUCGAUGUGCAAAAGCUGCAGAAUCUGGCAUCCACGUCUCUCAACGACCAGGCUUUGAUCAGCAAAGAAGUCAUCAAAACCUUCUACGACAGGGCUCCGUUGUAUUCAUACUGGAAUGGAUGCUCCCAAGGUGGACGCCAGGGUCUGAUGCUCGCACAGCGCUACCCAACCGCGUAUGACGGCAUCGCCGCCGGGGCACCGGCUCUCGAAAUGCCUAAGCUCGCAGCUAGUAUCUUCUGGCCGCAACAAAUGAUGAAUAUGAUGGGCGAAUACCCGCAUAGUUGUGAGCUGGAUGCAAUCACGCAAGCUGCGAUAUCGACCUGCGAUAAGUUGGAUGGCGUGGUUGACGGCUUGAUAGCGGACGUUGAGAGCUGUCUGGCCACUUUCGAUCCCUUCCAGCUCGUCGGAACACCUAUUUACUGCCCGCAGACCGAUAAGGAGAUGCAAAUUAGCUCUACCGCAGCCUCUGUAGUAAACGCAACCUGGCAAGGCCCUGUAUCCGCAUCGGGGAAGCAAAUCUGGUAUGGCUUUAACCCUGGCUCUGAUCUCACUGGCGCCAUGUCUUAUCAACCCGGCAUCGCAACCACGAACUGCUCGAGCGAUGGCAAAUGCGUUAGCCAGCCUAAUGUGCUUGGCGCACAGUGGCUCCAGCUAUUUGUGGCAAAGAACCCGAAUUUUGACAUCGGAAAUCUUACGCACGAGAAAUUCGAUGCCUUGAUCAACUUUGGGCAUCAACAGUUCGAGUCAUUUAUCAGCACGUAUGAGCCCGACUUAUCAGAGUUCCGAGAUGCUGGAGGAAAGAUGCUCACUUUCCACGGUCUCGACGACAACGUCAUCCCAGCCAAGAGUACGGAGGCAUACUACAGGGCUGUCGCAUCGCUGGACCCAGACGCACAAAGCUUUUACCGAUACUUUGAAGUCCCUGGGCUUGCUCAUUGCUUUGGCGGUAGUGGCGGCCAGCCGACCGCCAUGUUUGAACAAUUGCGCAAUUGGGUGGAGAAUGGGACCGCGCCGACCAGUUCUCCUAUCAACUUUAGGGACUCGAAAGGAAAAGGCUGGAGCCGCAUCCUAUGUCCUUUUCCGCAGAAGGCUUAUUUUGAAGAGGACUGUGGGGAUGCGACAGUCUCAAGGUGUUGGUCUUGCAAAGAUCACAGUGCUUCUCGGACCAACUUCUUCGGCGACGAGUUAUAAAUGCAAUUAUUUCUUUGGUAAUCACAGCGACAGUUGGGUUGAGAAAGUAUCAGGUUUUAAUUUUAGUUUUACCUAGAAGGAAGCGUUACCAUUCAUAGCCACGAGCUUACCAGGCUAAACCAUC
Molecule: messenger RNA, 1859 nt
Organism: Ilyonectria robusta
Lineage: Eukaryota; Fungi; Ascomycota; Sordariomycetes; Hypocreales; Nectriaceae
Product: Tannase/feruloyl esterase
Exons: 3
Coding region: 107-1735 (542 amino acids)
Source: RefSeq, a predicted model, not a curated record